Messenger RNA from Aspergillus wentii DTO 134E9, 1039 nucleotides. RefSeq lists its product as uncharacterized. The transcript is spliced from 4 exons. NCBI's taxonomy places the organism in Eukaryota, Fungi, Ascomycota, Eurotiomycetes, Eurotiales, Aspergillaceae. The record is from RefSeq and is a predicted model, not a curated record. Bases 415 to 933 code for a protein of 172 amino acids.
AAUGAACCGUGGAAGCAGCCUUUAGUUUGUCCUUCGGGGCCAAGUUUUGCUUUGCCUCGUGUUCGAUCGAUCGAACCUGUCAGCACGGCAUGAAUGCACUUGCCAGUAAUAUUUUUUCGAUAUCCUCAGGUGUCUACAGAGGAAUCUCACGAUUAAUCACCUCCAACAAUGCAGAGAAAAUGCAAUGGUGUUUGGUCUGAUUGACCGCUCCGCAAUCACGAGUGGAAUCCUGUCCCCAUACACGAAGAUUUCCAUUCAGCUGGCAACAAUACCCCGCAAAGAAACCAAAUGAAAAACCAGGGUCGUUUGAAAAACAACAUAUAAAGACUGUUCUCGAUACCCACUGUUAAACAAUCCAGUCUCAUCUUUCAGCUUCCAGGGGAAUUUACAUUACAUAAUUAUAUAUCCAUCAAAAUGCAGUUCAAGUUGACCGCCGUCGUCGCCCUUCUGGCUGCUGCCACUCCAGUUGUCUCUACUAAGUGUGCAGACGAUCUGGUGAAGACUCUCAACAGUCUCUUUGAGGAGGCUGAAAAGACCAGCAAAGCUGUUGACGCGAUCAAGCUGGUCAACAUUUUCACCGAUGUUCCUCAAACCGUCACGCCUCUCAGCGGUCAGAUUAGGACUGUUGGAGACGCUCAUGGUAGUGGAGACUGCCCCGGCCUCCGCACCGAGGAUCAGAAGAAAGUCUGUGAUGCUCUUGAGACUUACGUCAAGUCCAACGAGGACCUGACCAAGGCCAUCACCGACAAAGCCGACCUUCUGAAGAAUAUUCCCUUCACCGCGCCCAUCGGUGCUGUUCUUCGUACCUACGAGGGUGUUUUCGACACCUAUGCCAACAAGGCCAUUAAUGCCGCUCCUACUUGCUCUGACGCUACCAAGCUGCUCAAGUCUUUGGGUGACAACCUCACAAAGGCGAUCGAUUCCUACGCUUAAAUGGUAGUGGUCUGUGAGGUAGAAUAGAGAUAUAACUUCUUUAAUGUAUUAUACUGGAUAGAUUUUAAUUUACAAUAGAGAUGAAUGUUUAAUUAAUGUCAUGCAG